AGGAAUAAAUCAUUGAAACGUGUUAAUUGAUGUCAAAAUAUCAAAUGCCUUAUUAGUUUUGGCUCAUGUUCCACUUAUCCAAGAAAUCCUUGGGUUGAGAUAAAACCCAUCAAACCCAAACUUGAAAAUCGACUCAAUUUUACAACGAAACGGAUCAUGGAUGCCCGGAGUUCUCUUCUCAAUGAGUUACUGGUCGCCAUGGAUGCAAAAGCUGCAAUGUUAGGUCCCAGAUUCUUGUAGAUGAUCUCAGUCUUGAUUGCAUCUAAAAGGGCUAAUAGAUUCUACAAUGGCUCCUAUAUCAGGUUAGGGAGGGCCUAAGAUUUUGUGAAAGCGCCUGAACGCAUUCAAUUCGACGCAACCCCAAAUUAGAAGUUCUCCGUAGUCAAGUGAGCUGAGAUUUCAUGCAUUGAAGUCGAAAUGAAGUUGAAGGUGGUUUGCCGGAAAGUAUACGAUUAUGUCCGAUAUGACCUGAAGGAAAUUGCAUUCCCUUCAUCUUUACCUGACCCUCCUCAUAUCAAAAAGCGUAGGGAAUUAACUUGGAAGGAGCGCUUCCUUGUGUUGAAGGAAGCAUCCAGACUUUAUGCUGCAAGCUGGGUAAGGGACAUUGGCCCUGAACUCCGACCGAAUGACUAUAAAAAGAAGCAAUAUACUGAAUGCAUGACUCAUGAACAAAAUGGUACAACUAAGGAGAAGGAACCUUCGACAUUGGAGGACCUAGCUGUGGCUGCAAGAGGUGGAAUGGAAACUCUUAGGCCCGCACUGCAGCGGGUUUAUAUGACAAGAGCAUCAGCAUACAGAGAUGCCCUCAAAAGCUUUAUUGAAGGAUAUCAAGAAGGUAUUCAACAGGUCACGGAGAAGAAAGAAGAAACUAAUAAAUCUCGAGAAGAAAAAGGAUGUACAUAAAGGGCGAACUUGACUGGCGAGGCCAAAUAUUGGCAAUUGGAAAAAAGAAAAUGAAGUAAAGCUUUCUUAUGAGCAAAAGAAUUCCCAUCUUUUUUGCUUUAUUCAUCUGAACUCUAGAAAUCUACUUAGCAACUUGUAUAGGACAUGCGAAUACAAUUAGAAUUUAGAAAGCCUGCAGAUGUAGUGAGAGCAAAUUAUACCAUGGACCAGACUCCACUUUGCAUUGUGAACUU
This is a messenger RNA of Ipomoea triloba (trilobed morning glory), 1136 nucleotides long. RefSeq lists its product as uncharacterized. The transcript is spliced from 5 exons. The record is from RefSeq and is a predicted model, not a curated record. The coding region runs from base 418 to 903 and encodes 161 amino acids. Lineage: Eukaryota; Viridiplantae; Streptophyta; Magnoliopsida; Solanales; Convolvulaceae.